This is a messenger RNA of Pediculus humanus corporis (human body louse), 1494 nucleotides long. RefSeq names its product dynein intermediate chain 1, axonemal, putative. Gene Ontology annotation, cellular component: axonemal dynein complex. Gene Ontology annotation, biological process: cilium movement. The record is from RefSeq and is a predicted model, not a curated record. The coding region runs from base 1 to 1494 and encodes 497 amino acids. Gene Ontology annotation, molecular function: dynein light chain binding; dynein heavy chain binding. The transcript is spliced from 9 exons. NCBI's taxonomy places the organism in Eukaryota, Metazoa, Arthropoda, Insecta, Psocodea, Pediculidae.
AUGAUUAUUAUGCUUGAAUUUUUUAAUUACGUAGAUGAACGGGAAAAAGUUAAAAUAAUAACAAAUUUAGAAGAUGUUGAAACAAAAUCAAAUACAUUAUACAUAAGACUUAUGGAAACAAAUACAAUAUGGCUUCUUUCAAUUGAUACGUCAUUUAGUGAAUGUGAUGUGGAAGAUGGUAAAAGAAUACAAAAGAAAAACGAUGAUUAUAUUGCGAAAAAGAAUAAUGAAGAAAUAAUAAGAAAACGUUGGUCGGCCGAAACUCAAACGCCUAAAAAUAUGGAAAAAUCACAGGGAGUUGUAACAGAUGAAAUUAUUAUUAACGAUGCAAAUAUUUUUGCAUCAGAAUGGGAUUUAUAUGAUACAUAUAAAGGAUUAUCACAUUUAAAUGAUGAUGAGACUUUGAUGGCCAAUUUUAAAAAUGAUAAUGAUAAAAAUUCAUACGUUCAGGAUUUAUUGGCGGUAGGAUAUGGAAAUUAUAAUUUUUUAAAAGUAACUUCCGGUUUGGUUUGUCUAUGGUCACCGAAAAACCCGCGACAACCGGAAAGAGAAUUUUAUAUCGAUGAAGCCGUUACGACAAUUAAUUAUUCAAAAACAAAACCAAAUAUUUUAGCUGUCGGUACGAAAAAAGGAAAAAUAUAUGUUUUAAAUGUUGCAGAACAUGAUGGAAAUUUAAGAUUACUAAGAAACGAUAAUCAACCACGUCCUGAACCAAUAUGGAAAGUCGAAUGGUUUCAAUAUAAAUAUUUAACAAAUGAAAAAGAAAAACUUUUAGCCGUUGGUGAAAGUGGUGUUCUCAUGCUUUUUUCAUUUAAUUUUGAUGAAACGGCAAAAGAAAUGUUAAAAAUGAAUUAUGUAAUGGUGGAUGAAAAUUUUCUCAAUUGUAAAUAUAGUAAAAAAGAAUUAAGACAACAGAUACGAAAACAAGGGCGACCACUCGAAGAAUUUAGUUAUUAUAAAAAAACAUAUUCAGGACUUUGUUUUACAAUAUUUAAUGAUAGAAAUGAUUGUUACAUAUCUACCAAAGAAGGCUGCAGUUUAAUAAAUCCUUCCAUGAAUGAUGGAAUAUAUCCAGGUCAUGAUGGUUCUAUUUAUACAAUUUCUCAUUCUCCAGUAUCUGAUUUGAUAUAUCUAACAUGUGGAGCUGAUUGGAGUAUAAAAAUAUGGAUGGAUGGAAUAACAAAACCACUUUUUACACUUCAACAAAAGGCACCUGUACGAUGUGCAACAUGGUCACCAACCAUUCCAACAAUGAUAGCAUCAAUCGGAGAUGCUCAACUUAAUUUGUGGGAUAUAUCAAUGAAUAUAAUAUCACCUGUUUCUUGUAAAAAUUUUCAAGAGUGCACGAAACCAUUGUCAAAAGUUAUUUUUUUUCCUAACGGACGGAAUAUGGCUGUCGGUGGUGAAGAUGGAAUUGUUCGAGUCGUUAAUUUAUCUCAAUUACCGAGAACUCCAUUUUUACAGGUAAGUUUUUUUACUUAUUUAUUUAUUUAA